AUGGCGACGUUCGCCAAGCCGGAGAAUGCGCUGAAGCGCGCCGAAGAGCUAAUGAAUGUGGGGCAGAAGGCCGCAGCCCUGCAAUCCCUGCACGACCUGAUCACGUCGAAGCGGUACCGCACAUGGCAGAAGCCGUUGGAGCGCAUCAUGCUCAAGUACGUGGAGCUGUGCGUCGACAUGCGCAAGGGGCGCUUUGCCAAGGACGGCCUCAUCCAGUACCGCAUCGCCUGCCAGCAGGUGAACGUGCAAUCGCUCGAGGAGGUGGUGAAGUAUUUCCUCAAGCUCGCCACGGAGAAGGCGGAGCAGGCGCAGGCGCAGGUGGAAGCCGCCGCGGCGGAAGCCGCGUUGGGGGAGGUGGCGGACCUGGAGGCGGAGAAGAGCCCGGAGGACCUGAUGCUGGGGUUCGUGAGCGGCGAGAAGGGCAAGGAGCGCACGGACAGCGAGCUCGUCACGCCCUGGUUCAAGUUCCUCUGGGAGGCCUACCGCACCGUGCUGGACGUGCUGAGGAAUAACUGCAAGAUGGAGGCUCUCUAUGCGAUGACCGCCCACCGCGCAUUCGGCUUCUGCCAGCAGUACAAGCGCACAAACGAGUUCCGCCGCCUCUGCGAGAUCCUCCGCAACCACCUCGUCAACCUCAACAAGUACCGCGACCAGCGCGACCGCCCGGACCUCGCCCUCCCAGAAACCCUCCAGCUGUACCUCGACACGCGUUUCGAGCAGCUCAAGGUCGCCACGGAGCUGGGCCUCUGGCAGGAGGCGUUUCGCUCGGUGGAGGAUAUUCACGGGCUGAUGCUGCUGUCGAAAAAGGCGCCGAAACCGCAGCUCAUGGCGGUUUAUUACGCGCGCUUGACGCGGAUCUUCGCCAUGGCGGCCGGGGAGGGGGAUUCUGAGGGGACGGGGGGGAGUAGCAGCGGGGGGGCCGCGAGCGGGAGCGCGCGGCUGUAUCACGCGUACGCGUGGUAUAAGCUGUACCUGCUGCAGCGAAGCUAUAAUAAGAAUCUCAAGGAUAAGGACCUGCAGCUGCUGGCGUCCGCGGUCGUGCUGUCCGCGCUCGCGGUGCCCCCGUACGAGCGGUUCGCGGGGGGCGCGGGCGCGGGGGGACGGGGGGGCGCGGAGGGGGAGCUGGCGCGGGAGAAGGCUGUGCGGAUGGCGAACCUGCUGGGGGUGGUUGUGGAUCCGAAGAAGGACCCGCGGCAGAUGCUCUCUCGCUCAGCUCUUCUGCAGGAGAUUACGGCCAAGGGCGUUCUCGCCUUCGUGCUCCCUCAAGUGCGCGAGCUGCACCAUCUGGUGGAGGUCGACUUCCUCCCACUCGACCUCGCUGCGCGCGUGCACCCGCUGCUGCAGCGCCUGCCGGAGCUCAGCGACGUGAAGCUGUCGGCUGCGAGCCCUGUGCCCAAGGUGGAACUGCAGGCAUACACACCCGCCCUGCAGCGACUGGCGACUCUUCGUGUGGUGCAGCAGGCAUCUCAAGUGUACGACGUGAUGACCAUCACCAGUCUCUGCCGCAUGGUGCCAUUCGGCGACCUCGUCUUUGUGGAGCGCGUGCUGGCAGAGGCUGUGGCUGAGGGCUUUGUGCACGUGCGCCUGGACUUCUGUGAAGGCACUGUCAAGUUCGGCGCGGAUGAGCUCGAGUCGGAUCGCAUUCGCAACCACCUCGCCACCAUGGCCCGCCAUCUCCACCGCGCCGUGGCGCUCAUCCGCCUCAAGGCGCCCGCACCUGUUGAAGAAGCUGCGGAGCAGCUUCCCCCUGCGGAGGAGAUCCAGGCGGCAGUGGAGAAGGAGCACCGGCGGCUGAUUGCGCGCAAGACGCUCAUUGAAAGGCGCAAGGAGGAGGCUGAGCGGGAGGUCAUUGAGAAGGAGCGCGAGGAGCAGACAGCGAAGCUGAAGCAGCAGCGGCUGACAGAGGAGGCGGAGGCGAAGAGGCUGGCAGCGGAGUCCGCUCGGAGGGAGGAGGAGCGCAUUCGUAGGGAGAUUGAGGCGAAGGAGCUGGAAGAGGCGAGGCAGCUGCUGUUGGAGGCGGAGAAGCGCAAGGGCAAGAAGGGCAAGAAGAACCUCGAGGACACGAUGCGGCUGGACAAGAGGCAGCUGAUGGAGGAGGCGCUCUCAGAGCAGCUCAAGGAGAAGCAGGAGGCGGAGAGGCGCCUGCAGAAGCUGGUGCGCACAUUGGAUCACCUGGAGCGGGCACGCAGGGAGGAGGAGAAGCCGCUGCUUGAAUCAGCGUACCAGCAGAGGCUGGUGGAGGAGCGGGCGUGGUUCGAGCAGCAGCAGGCAGAGGCAGCGGCGCAGAGCAAGACGCAGCACGAGCAGGACCUGGCUGAGAAGAUCCGGCUGUCCCGCAUGCUGGGAGAUAAGGAGGAGUUCCAGGAGCAAGUUGUCGGGCGGCGGCGCGGGGAAUUCGAGCGGCUGAAGAGGGAGAGGGAGGAGAAGCUGGCGGAGCUGAGGGAGCUGCGGCGCACGGAGAGGGUGAUGCUGCGCAAGAGGGAGAUGUUCCGCCGUCAGGAGGAGGCCAAGGCGCUCAAGGCCUGGGAGGAGACGGAGAGGCGCAAGCGCGAAGAGCUGGAGCGCAAGCGCAAGGAGGAGGAGGAGCGGCUGAAGAAGCUGGAGGAGAUGGCAGCGAAGCAGCGCCAGAGGGAGCAGGAGGCGGAGGAGAAGGCCCGCAAGGAGCGGGAGGACCUUCUUGCUGCUGCUGCCGAGCGCAAAACCUCCGCCUUUGUCCCGCCGGCCCUCCGCGCCCGCGGCGGAGGCUCGGCAGCCGGCGAGGCUCCGCCUUCCGGACGUGUUGGUGCGGAGGAGGAUCGGUGGUCCAGGGACAGGGCUCCUGCUGCUGCUGCUGCUGCCUCUGCUACUGGGGCGCCUGGGAAAUACGUUCCGCCUGUUAGGGGUAGUGCUGGUGGUGCAGGGGCAGGAGGGGCUGGAGACAGGUGGGGGGGAGAUCGUGGGCGGGAGGUUGAAGACAGGAGGCCAGCAGGAAGGUACGAGCCUCCUUCUCGUAGCGCUGCUGCUUCUGGUAGUGUCGGUGAGAGGGAGCGGGAGAGGCCUAGUGCUCCUGCAGCAGCAGCGGCGGCACCACCGGCGGCAGCGCCAGCAGAAGCAGUGCCAGCGGCGAAGAAGUGGGUUCCGCCGCACCUCAGGAACCGCGGGUAA
Molecule: messenger RNA, 3144 nt
Organism: Closterium sp. NIES-65
Lineage: Eukaryota; Viridiplantae; Streptophyta; Zygnematophyceae; Desmidiales; Closteriaceae
Source: the annotation of a GenBank genome assembly